UGCCAACCGCCGUUAAACUCCGAAGAAGAAGUAAAGGGAAGUAAACAGUGAUCAAGAAAACGUCAGCGUUUUAGCAAAAAUAUUACUCAUUUAAUUGCACAGCAUCACAUACUUAUCCAAUGUAGUCUUUAAUUCGAUUUGGAGACAGGACUUGACUGAUAGCUAACGUUACCUAGAUAGCAUCUAACAAUGGCUAACGUGAACAGUAUGGUUUUCCACACUCAAAUAGCCUCCAUCAUGGAGGUGCUAGCGAAUGCAGCCGUGGCAGAGAUCUGUAAAGUCGUAGACGACGACUAUGAAGUGUUUCGUUUGGAAAUAACUCAAAGCCAGAAAGAAAACAGGACAUUGAGGAGGAAACUACAGCUUCUGGAAAUGAAAGUGUCACGGGAGCGCACAGAGAAGACUAUGCGAGAGCGCGUUCUCGCCAGUCCCAGAAGUGUCAAGAUCCUCGACCGAUACAGAGCAACGGCAAGAGGUGAAGGACAUCUCACUGAAGGCUACAGAAGCAUUGUGAAGCCAGCGGGACAUAAUACAUGGAGAGAUGACCAACCAAUCACUGUUGACGAAGGGAGUGGAACCUCAACCCAGCAUGUUAUUGUGAUCGAGUCUGCAGAUGCAGAGGCUGCAGGUCCUGGGGUCAAGCAGGAGAGGUCUGAAGGACAGGAGGACCCACGUCACUGCAGAGACAUCCAGACUGGAGCGCCCCCUGAAGCCACGGGGGACCUCACUGCCGCCGCGCCCCAGCCCAGGACCCGACGCAGCAUCAUGGAGGAGGAGGAGGGUCCAGAGGUGCUGCUGGUGAAGGAGGAGGGGUGUGAGGAGGGUCUGGGGAACCCUGAGGAGGCCAUAGUCGUGGAUGACAACCAGACUACACCUCCUCCUGAACCCACAGAGGAACCAGCUGAGCAGCACAGAACCACACACAGUCUCACUGAGCCAGUAGACAUGGAGGAUGGAAAGCCUGAUCUGCUGCUAGUCAAAGAGGAGACAAUACAAGACGGACCAGAGAGCAUUGAUCUGCUGAGUGGACUAAAGAUGGGGGAGCAAGGUGGUUGGCUGGAGGCUAACAGAGACUGGACGGCCAUCUUGGAUUCCCAGACCCAGGCGGGUCCAGCCAAGGGUCCAGGGGACAACAACACUGAGGUGGCCAGGACCAGAGGUGACAUAGUGAAGUCUGCAGUCCAUGAAGACCUGCUGAUAUCCUGUGUUACUGGCGGGAGAGACUGGACCUCUGAAGUGGCUGGUCACAAACCCUGGCAACAAAUCAGAACCCUGGAUCAGGAGCCGUCUCUCUUCCUUCCUGAAUCGGAACCAGGACCCAACCAAGAGGGACAGAGACUCCACCACCACACAGAACACAACCAAUGGACUGGUGGACUGAACAACCUCGGUCCUGGUGGUCAUCAGAGAGACCCAGGCUCCAUUCAGGGAUCCAGUCUGCAGCCCAGACCCUUCUCUUCACAGUCUCCGUGCAGGGAUGAUACAGGGCCUGGGGCUGAUAGACCCUCCUGUUCCUAUGAUACAAACACCACAGUAUCUAUGAUGAAUAGAGCAGGUCACCCUGGGCUUCAGCCUUCACAUGUAGUGGUGGGAGACCCCCUUGGUGGUAGUCGGUCUUCUCCUUCAGGGUCUCAUCUAAUGCCUGGUGGGGUCUGGGUUCAUAGAAGGCCUGGGCCUGAAUCUGGGUCUAGCCUUCCUCAGCUACCUCAUGAUUACCCCACAAAUACAAACAGGGUCAGGAUCGGUGUUCACAACGAGACGUACCUAGCCUAUAACACAGCACACAAUCCCAACAACACCCAAACAAUGGCUAGAGGUCAAGGAGGGAGCUCCAACACUAACCACCUGAGGGUGGUGGCUCAUGCUUCUACCUCCUCUGGUGUCAUUGGGUCACAACAUGGGAGGCCGAGCAUUAGGACGGACACCGAUAAGCCGUUUGCCUGCCCCACGUGUGGGAAGCUCUUUGCUAAGACAAAAUAUAUGAAGCAGCACCAGACCGUUCACACCAAGGAGAGGCCCUUCAAGUGCAAACUAUGUUACAAGAGCUUCUCCUUCUUGAGUUACCUCAUCAGACAUAGGCGUGUCCACAACAGGGAGAAAUUGUAGCUAUUCUUUAGCUGAAAUAUUGUAGUUCUCAUUAAGUCUAGUGGGGUCAGAGUUUUUGGGGGAUUACUAGGUCCUUUUAGUUGAUUAUCUGGGGAUGCUCACAUGAUACAGGCUUGUUGUUUGGUGUGCUGGCAUAGCCAAAAUAACACUGAAAUUAGCCAAAAACUAAGUUUUCAUGAAUUUUUACAAUACCCUACAUUUGGGACUUUGUACCUGUGGAACUUAGUGGAAACCCUUUAAAGCUCGGUCCUUGCCCUCCGGGGGUCCUUGCUAUCCAGAAUCCUUGGGAUGUUACACACAACAACCCCCCGCCUCUGAAUUUGGUUUUGCCUUUUUUUUCUAUUCAUAACAAAUUUUUCUAUUCAUAACAAAUUAUUUAUAACACCUUUAACACAUUUGGCAUAGUCAGGUUGCACCUGUUCCUUUAUGUGAUCAAAUCUGUUAAUAAAUGAGAAAUCAUUUCCUUUU
This is a messenger RNA of Oncorhynchus tshawytscha (Chinook salmon), 2574 nucleotides long. RefSeq names its product transcription factor Sp8-like. Lineage: Eukaryota; Metazoa; Chordata; Actinopteri; Salmoniformes; Salmonidae. Gene Ontology annotation, cellular component: nucleus. The record is from RefSeq and is a predicted model, not a curated record. The transcript is spliced from 7 exons. Bases 190 to 2106 code for a protein of 638 amino acids.